GGUUGCUUCGCCCCCGCCAGUUGGCUGUAGAAACAGCGCCAUUAUCAAACAGCGUUCAUCUUGUUGUUCUUUUCGGGUUGUUUACGGACAAACUUUCAUAAAUAGGUUCAGAUAAACGGAGGUAAACUCAAAGUUUGUGACUUUAUUAGAUGUUUAGUUAUCGUCCGGAUGACGCGAGCUUCGUCGCAUGUGAAGCUAACGGAGGGAGCUAACGAAGCUAACGGAGGUAGCUAACGGGGCUAACUUGUAGCAGUUGUAAGCUGAACUCUCGAGCCGCGGUGUUUCCUGCGUUGAGUGUCCGUUGGUAGAGUUGCCUUGUCGGCCACAUCAGGGAUGAGUUGCCCGGUGAACCUCCAGGAUCUUCCGUCCGGAGUGUUUGAAACGGUUUUUACUCCAGAAAACGUGAGAGUAAGGACCAUGAACUCUCUGACUCCGCUCAGCUUCCCCAAAACCAGAUCAGCUCUGUGGGACGGCAGCCCUGCAGGAGACAAGCUCCGCCUCCAGCUCGGCACUCACAGGAAGCCUCGGCUGGUGCUGCUGGAGAAAGCUCUGCGUCUGGCUCAGCGUCACGCCCGUCACAGCAACAAGCCCCGCCUCCUGUGUUUCCUCCUGGGCUCGCUGUGUGUCGACGCAGAUGAGGGAGGGGUCACUGUGACUCUGGACCGGUGACCCGGUCGGGACCAGCCGAGCCUCGGGCGGGGUCCCCACCCGCUGCUGCCCGGAGACGUCCUGGUUCCCUGUCUGUUCUCCUCAGAGACUGUCCCCUCGUCUGACGCCGUCGUCCAAUCAGAGGCUGAGCUGCAUCACUGCUUCAAGGUGUUGCAGCAGUGCGUGAGCGGCAGACAGUCUCUGGACCUGUCUCAGCUGUUGAGGGUCAGAGGUCGGGUGGUCUGCUGUCAGCAGUCUGACUCCGCGGCGUUCUCCCUCAGCUGGGCGGCCGUGUGUCCGUCUGUCAGCGUGGAGGUCCAGCCGGUCCGAGCCGUCCCCGUCAUCCCCACGGCUCUGCUGAGGAGUCUGACCGGCGCCACCCGCCCACCGCUGCACGCCAACCGGCAGAGAGGGUUUCUGACCAUGGAUCAGACCAGGAAGCUGCUGCUGCUGCUGGAGUCUGAUCCUAAAGCCCUCCAACCGCCGCUGGUCGGACUCUGGCUGAGUGGAGUCGUUCACGUCUCCAACCCUCAGGUGUGGGCCUGGUGUCUGAGGUUCCUGUGUAGCUCGGGCCUCCCCAGGACAGUUCUGUCUGAGAGUGGCUGUUUCCUCCUGGUCCUGUUCGGUUCGACCCACCGAGCUCCUCAGUUCUUCCAGUGUCGAGGAUCAGCAUCUGGACCACAGCUGGACUACCGCCUGCUGACCGCCUCCCAGUGCGUCACACUCUACCAGCAGGCGGUCUCGGUGGAGGGUCAGACUCUGCGCUGUGAGCUCGGCUCAGAGGAUCACAGCCGCCAGACGGAGGUCUUCAGAGAGGCUCAGACCUCCUUCAACAGAACUUGUCUCCCCCGCCCGUCCCCGAGCCCCCACCUCCCCGCUCAGCAGGCUCGCAGAGUUCAGCCGUCUGUUCCUGAACUUUCUCUGCUGAUUGACAGCGCUGCCGUCUCAAUCACAACAGCUGGCAGGAGGCGGCCCGCCCCAGGCCUGCUGCUGCUGCUGACAGGAAGUCCGCCCCUCCAACACCUACGCUGCUCCCAUCCCCACCACCUCCUCCUCCUCCUCCCAUCACCAUCCACCUGUUUCUGUUCCUCCACCCUCCAUCCAUGGCUCUGCCCCCCCUCCUCCCUGUCCCUGCAGCCACCCUCCCCCCACCCCACGGUGUGGAGACUCCUCUCUUCCCUCCCCUCGGUGUGGGAGACUCCUCCUCUCUUCCCUCUCCACGGUGUGGAGACUCCUCCCCUCACGGUGUGGAGACUCCCCCUCUCUUCCCUCCCUCGGUGUGGAGAACCUCCCUCUCUUCCCUCCCCUCGGUGUGGGGAACUCCUCCUCUUCCUCACCCGUCCCAUCCCGCAGCAGCAGCCUCUGUGUCUUCCUCCUGUGUGCAUCAUCAAGGGGGGAGGAGUCAUCCCAUCUGACACAUAUAACAGCUGCUCCUCCAUCAGGGACCGACAGCUCCGCCUCCUGCAGGAGCAGGUCCAGAUGUUGCUGGAGGCUCAGAGGAAACUUCAGUCGUCGUCCGGCCAGCAGGUCGAUACUCAGACACCCAAAAGCACCGCCAGCAUCGCCGUGGGAACAGGUGCCAGUUUGUUCUGGGGGUCUCCGGUCCAGUUCCCCCUCCCACAUCAGGAAGAACAGGCCCCUCGCCCUUCCUCACAGGCCGACCUGUCCGUCAACGGGCCUGGGGGCGGAGCCGAGAACAGUGACAUCACAGCUCAAGAGGCUGCCUGCUCCCCCUCUGCUCAGCACAGCGUUAGCGGGCUGCAGAGUCCCGUCCUGGGAGAGAGUGUGAGCAUGUACAGACCUGCAGACGACCAGCAGAGCUUCUUUAACAACCUGAUGACUCAGGUGACCAGUCGUCUCCAGGAGUCAGAGAGUAAACAGGAAGUGGAGGAAGAAGAAGAGGAGGAGGAGUCCCGGAGGCGGAGCCUGUCUGUGGUUUCGGCCCAGUCGUCCCGGAGGAGGCGGAGCUGUGGAGGAGACUCGGUGCUCAGCGCCACCGUGAGGCAGCUGCAGCAGCUCGGAGUCAACGUGGAAGAAGAUCUGAGCGAGGCGGACCGGAGAAACCAGCAGACUAUAGAGAGCAGCAGCACUCUGGCGGGUAUCAACCCAGCGGCUGUUCUGUCCAGACUGAGCGUGUCCGAGUCCUCGGCGAGCUCUCUGUUCCCCGGUGCCAGCGUGGACCUGAGUCUGGAGGCCAACGCCAUCGCGCUGCGCUACCUGAGCGACUCCCAGCUCAGCCGGCUGUCUCUGGGAGGCCACGCCCCCCAAACAGUCCCCGCCUCCGCCUCCAGCUCCAACCACUCCCUGCUGUCGCCUAGCAACAUGUCCCUGGCCACCAGGAAGUACAUGCGGCGCUACGGCCUCAUCGAGGAAGAGGACGGCGAAGAGGAAGAAGAAGAAGUAGUUCGCCAGCCGUUCCUCCCACAGAGUCAGCUGAUCCGCGACCUGCAGCCCAAAAUGCCGCUGUACCCCGGCGGGAACAAAGCCAACGGCGCCAACAAGGAGAACCGGUCCAACCGGCAUCCAGCGUCAGUCAGGACCGGCAGCCGCCAGACGGAGGGAUCGGUAGGGAACAUCCUGGACCUGAGCCGCCUCAGGCAGCUCCCCAAACUCUUCUGACUCCACAUCCUGGACCUGAGCCGCCUCAGACAGCUGCCCAAACUCUUCUGACUCCACAUCCUGGACCUGAGCCGCCUCAGACAGCUCCCCAAACUCUUCUGACUCCACAUCCUGGACCUGGGCCGCCUCAGACAGCUGCCCAAACUCUUCUGACUCCACAUCCUGGAUCUGA
Molecule: messenger RNA, 3439 nt
Organism: Perca fluviatilis (European perch)
Lineage: Eukaryota; Metazoa; Chordata; Actinopteri; Perciformes; Percidae
Product: SCL-interrupting locus protein homolog
Biological process (GO): smoothened signaling pathway; mitotic spindle organization; centrosome duplication
Cellular component (GO): centriole; centrosome
Source: RefSeq, a predicted model, not a curated record